Molecule: messenger RNA, 588 nt
Organism: Symbiodinium sp. CCMP2456
Lineage: Eukaryota; Dinophyceae; Suessiales; Symbiodiniaceae
Source: the annotation of a GenBank genome assembly
AUGUAUUUGAGGCAUGAAUUGUUAAAGAAGCGGUCUUUGCUGCGUCUGCUCAGCAGGGAGGCGAAGCUUCGUGGCACUUCGGAUUUGGCAAAGCUCAACGAGCUGGCGACCCAAGGAGAAGUUACUGAAGCCGAGGCAGUGUUUCGACAGCUGGAGGAUGUAAGCUGCUCGUGGAAGCCGUCGAGCAGGAGAGUGCUGUGGAAUACUAUGUUGAAGGCCUGCGCAAAUGCAGGAGACAGCCAGGCGGCAGAGCAGUUGUAUCAAUCAAUGCUCAGUAUACGAGUUGAGCCGAACCGCAAGACGUUCGGGAAGCUCAUAGAGGCAGCCGCGAAAAGUGCGCAGCCGCAGCAGGCCGCGAUUUGGCUGAAGGAAAUGCUGCACUUCAGCUUCGAGCCACACGUAUUAAACUAUAACGAACUAAUCUCUGCCGCGGCAAAUGAGCACGAUCUGGAUUCAGCGAAGAGUUGGUUGUGGCAUAUGGGGGAAAAGAGAUUGCAGCCAAACCUGGUUUCUUACAACUCCGUCCUCAGCGCUGCAGCCAAGAAUGGCGACCUUGACGCCUGCACGCAUCCCGCCUGUGUAAAGUAA